Molecule: messenger RNA, 918 nt
Organism: Talaromyces stipitatus ATCC 10500
Lineage: Eukaryota; Fungi; Ascomycota; Eurotiomycetes; Eurotiales; Trichocomaceae
Product: mitochondrial phosphate transporter Pic2, putative
Exons: 4
Coding region: 1-918 (305 amino acids)
Biological process (GO): mitochondrial phosphate ion transmembrane transport
Cellular component (GO): mitochondrial inner membrane
Molecular function (GO): phosphate transmembrane transporter activity
Source: RefSeq, a predicted model, not a curated record
AUGGCAACGAACGAGAAGAGCUUGCCUUUUGGCAGGAUUGAGCCUUAUUCUACAAAGUAUUUCACCAGUUGUGCAUUGGGUGGUAUCAUCGGCCCAACACACACUGCCGUCACACCCCUCGACCUCGUCAAAUGUCGCCGCCAAGUCGACCCCAACAUCUACAAAUCCAACCUGUCCGCCUGGCGCUCCAUCUUCGCCAAAGAAGGUGUUCGCGGCGUCUUCUUCGGCUGGGCACCCACGUUCGUCGGCUACUCCUUCCAAGGAGCAGGUAAAUACGGUCUCUACGAAGUAUUCAAAUAUUGGUACGGCGAACAACUAUUCCCCAACACCAAUCGGACACUCGUCUAUCUGGGUGCUAGUGCCAGUGCCGAAUUCUUUGCGGAUAUGGCUUUGUGUCCAUUUGAAGCUGUCAAGGUCCGGAUGCAGACUACUCUACCACCUUAUGCAUCCACACUCCGCGAAGGAUGGAGUAAAGUUGUGGCUAAGGAAGGAAUGGGCAGUUUGUAUAAAGGGUUGUACCCGCUCUGGGCUCGACAGAUUCCUUAUACCAUGACCAAAUUUGCUACCUUCGAGGAAGUAGUGAAUAUGAUUUAUCGGAGUUUGGGUGGUCCAAAGGAGAGUUAUAGUCGGUUGACGCAGACGGGGGUCAGUUUUGCUGGUGGUUAUCUUGCUGGUAUUUUGUGUGCUAUUGUCAGUCAUCCGGCCGACGUUAUGGUUAGCAAAUUGAAUGCGGAACGGAAGGCUGGCGAGGGUGCAAUGACCGCCGUGUCACGCAUAUACAGUAAGAUUGGUUUCUCUGGAUUGUGGAAUGGAUUGCCCGUGAGAAUUGCCAUGUUGGGUACUCUGACUGGUUUCCAGUGGUUAAUCUACGACUCGUUCAAGGUCUUUUUGGGUCUUCCCACAACUGGUGGACAUUGA